Molecule: messenger RNA, 537 nt
Organism: Serpula lacrymans var. lacrymans S7.9
Lineage: Eukaryota; Fungi; Basidiomycota; Agaricomycetes; Boletales; Serpulaceae
Exons: 3
Coding region: 1-537 (178 amino acids)
Source: RefSeq, a predicted model, not a curated record
AUGUGUGAAAACUACAGUAUAAAGUUUAAAGAGGAGAAUGGAAUGGUUGAGGAGCAUAACUACAUCCCAUCCAAUAUCUGCGACAUUUUUGGCAUCUUUGAGUGUUCCCUUUGCUGCUGGGAGGCCAAUCAAGAAGCAUUUGGCUCUGUAGCACCUCCUAUGUACCCCAUUCAAGGCCACCCAUAUAUCCUUGGUGCAAACCAAGCCAAGAGGAUAUAUUUGCUGCUUGAAGACACCCCAGAGAUGUACCUGGCCAAAAUUCAAGACUGGUUAGCCCUUGCACAUGAUGUGCACAUAUUGAAGACCGCUUUUUUCAAGCAUAUUAGAGAUGCAGGGCUAACUUAUAAGGUUCUACAAAAAUCAGCAGCAGAAAGGGAUAACAAUUGGAUGGAGGAGUGGUUGAAGGACAUCAAUACACACUUUACAGCCAGCCAGUUCAUCAUGAUUGAUGAAACCAGCAAGGAUGACCGGACAAUUUAUCGACACUACGGACGGGUGCCCAAAGCUGCCUGUGAUGAACCCGUAUUCUCAAGAUAA